This is a messenger RNA of Brassica rapa (field mustard), 8293 nucleotides long. Its product is annotated as ADP-ribosylation factor-like protein 6-interacting protein 4. The record is from RefSeq and is a predicted model, not a curated record. Lineage: Eukaryota; Viridiplantae; Streptophyta; Magnoliopsida; Brassicales; Brassicaceae.
UCAACUUGAAGGUUCUUGUUUGUGUUGUCGGCGCAUAUGUUUUUGUUAUUAGAUUUAUAGACCUUUUCAAAGUUUUUAGUUGAUAAAUUUUGUAAUUUAUCACGGAUUCGCAGAUGUUUUCUGUAUUAUUAUAUGUGACUUAACAUUUGAGAAUGCAAUCAACUUAUUAUACUUGUUCGUGUUGUCAAUGCAUACAUUUUUGUCUUGUUUUUAGAUUUGUUAAGCUUCUUCUAUGAGAUUGGUACUCAACUUAUUUUAACAUAACUAUACUAUUAAGAUGCAAUAUAUUAUUUUUGUAAGUACCUUUUAUAGUUUUAGUAAAUUUAAAUAUGGUUAUUUAGAUUUGAAAUAUGUAUAUUAAGUAUAAAUUUAAAUUUAUGAUUAUUGUAAACAAAGAUAUGUUUAGCUUAUCUUACUAUACUUGGCCAUUUUCUUUGAUUUUAAAGUAGGUCCAAAUAAGCGAAUUUAUCAUUACAUAAUGGACUUAAUAAUAUAAUAUUAACCUAAGCCCAUUAUUUUUUUUUCCGAAAAAACAGGAAAAAAAAGCAGAAACGAAAGCAAUCGACUUUUCUUGUUCGCUUGAAUAUUCCUUACGUGCAUUCAAUAUGCUAUCUUUGUCUUAUCUUUAUCAUUUUUAAUAUAUAAUUAUAUUUAUAAAUAUUAAAAAUUUUAAAAUAGUUUUUGAAAUAGUUUCAAAAAUCAUUUUGAUUUUUUUCAAAAAAAAAAUUGAAAAGAAAAAUCGAACCUUAUUAAAAUUUAUAAAAGUUUGAAUUUAAAAACAUGUAAUUUGAAAUUAAACUAUGAAUGUGAAGAAAAAAGUCGUAAGGCCACGGGAAAAAAAUUCAUAACUUUGGUGGUUUCCCAUAUAUUUUUGCUUUGAACUAUGAGUGUGAAGAAAAAAAUCGUAAUAGGAUUUCACUAAACUAUGAAUGUGAAGAAAAGAAGUCGUAAGGCCACGAGAGUUGAUAUAGAAAAUAAUUUAAAUCAUAUUAAAUAUUUAGAUAUUGCUAAAUUUUAGCAAAGAUAUAGGUGGGAAUAUCCUUUUCUGGUACUUAAAAUCAAUUGCCAUAUUGUCCAUAUUUAGGAAUUAAUCACGCAUAGGAUCUAUAUAUUUAGAAAACAAUAUUGGCAAGUUAGUUGGUUUAGAUGAGAAUAUUCUAGUUUAGAUACUUAAAUUCGUUUGCAAAAUUAUAGACCAAUUAUAUGGCAAGAUAAUAAAGUAUUUUGAAUCGUUUUGGAUUUAUAUGGCAAUGUAGUUUUAUAUCUAUAUAUAUAAAUACAUUUGAAAUAACUUGGAACCUUAAGGUUUUGGGUAAACGUAUAAUGGUUUUGAUCCCAAUUCGUGAUUGAUUUGUUAAAUUAGGUUGAGAUCAAGUAGAAUGAAAAGUUCAUCCCAAAUGAACUUGAUGGAAGCAUCCGAUUUUGAGCCAUUUUCCAACGUUGCUUUGAUAAUUUUGUUGUUUAGGUUGAACAUACAUAUAUCUAAUGGAAUAAUGGAUCAGAGUCAACGAAGGAAUCGUAGAUUGGAUAGUUGGUGACUUUCCAAAUUUGGUAAAAUGUUAUGAUUGGUUAGUGGUAUUAAUGAUGAUCAAUAAAUACAAAUAGUUUUAGGUUAAGGAAAGUGUAAAACUACUGUGUUUAGAUCAGUGGCAUGUAAUUGUAAUUAUUGUGCAAAACUCAGGGUUAAGUACUAAAUGUACUUCUGUUUUAAUAGUUUAGAUGCCCCCAAUAAAAAAAUUUCUUGCCUCCGCCAUUGUCUCAGUACGUAACAUACAUAUCUUGAUACCUAAUAUAUCUCGAAAUGUUCAAUUGUUAUCUCACAUUUUUGUCUAUAACUGUGUUUGGUUUAUAAUAAAAGAUAAUCAAUCAAGUUUUUUCUAUAAAUAGUAGUAUACUAGGUAUUUCACCCGCACAUGCAUGCAUAAUUAUAUUACAAAUAUUUAUUAGUAAAUGCAUUAUAAAUUUGAAGAUUAGUAUGAUAGGUUAUUUUAAUGAUCUUAUUUAUUUUCAUGAUAAUUUAAACAAACUUUGGAAACACAAAAUCAAAAUAAGAACAAAAGAAAUAAAAGAUAAAUUCAAAAUUAAAUUUUAUGAUAACUUAAAGAAAAACUUAAAAAAAAAGCUAAUUGAGAUAAUGAUAUUAUUUUCUUGAUUUAUUCUAUAAAUAGAUAUACACAUACUUAUCUUACUAUCUUCUAAAUUUGAAUCUCUUAUGAAGGAAAAAUAGGUGAUGGCAAUUUUUUUUUGUUGAGAAAAGGCAAUUUUAUUAUUGUAAUUCAUGGGAUUGCCACAUAAACCACAUUUAUAGUACUAUUUUUCAUGUUUACACUAACCACUUUUACCCUCACUUUUAAUGAAGGGUGAAAAACAUUUAUAUCCCUAAGAUUAACUAAUCUAGAUUUAGGGUUUAUAGUUGAGAGGGUUUAUAGUUGAGGGGUGGAGUAGAGUUUUUGGAAUGUAAAAUUUAGGAUUGUAAUAAAUAUAUAAAUAAAAAAAAAUUAAAAAAAAAAAUAUAUAUAUAUAUAUAUAUAUUUUUAAAAUAGUUUCAAACAUAAUUUUUGAUUUUUAAACAAAAAUUUUUGGAAAAAAUAUUGUAAAUAAAAAAUUAUAAAAAGUUUGAAUUUGAAAAAUUAGAAUUCGAUAACAUAAUUUUUUAUUAUUAUUAUUAUUAUUAUUAUUAUUAUUUAUAUAUAUAGAGAACAAAGAUAUAAGAAUCUUUUGCCACUUAAUUAAUAAUGUAUUUUGAAAAUGUCUUUUUAGUGGUUAUUUAUAUAGUGACAAAAUAUUCUUAAGAGUAUUGAUGAUUUUAACCAAUUAACUUUUAACACAAGAUUUCGGAGCAGAAAAACAUUUCAUAAAUAAAAUAUUUUAUGAUAACUUAGAUACAAAUUAAAAAAGAAAAUGUGAAUUUAGAUGAUGAUAAUAUUUUCUUCGUUUAUUCAAUAUAUAUAUAUAUAUAUAUAUAUAUAUAUAUAUAUAUAUAUAUAUAUAUACACACUUAUCUUAUUAUUUAAUAAACUUUAAAAUUUUGGAAAGAAAAUAGGUAAUAGUUAUGAUUUUAUUAUCACAAUAGAUUUGUGGUUAAUUUUAUUAUUUUAAACCUAAUUAUUUAUUUUGAUGUUUAAAAGGGUUAAAAAUAUAUAUGUUAAAUUAUUAACAUGAAUUUAUUUUUUAUAAUAUACUAUGUAAUUCAUCAUAGAUGAUGAUUCAUUAAUCUUGUAACGUGAGUAUUUAUUUAAGGUCGAUUAAAGUUUAUAAGAAUCUUAGCCUUUCACAAUCUCUAAAACCAAAAAUUAUUUUAUUUAAAACAUGUUCUAACUUUUUGAUAAUGAGAAAAUAUUUUUUCCCUUUUCGUAAAAUCCAUAUUCCCCUUUUAUUAUACUUAUUUAAUAUUUAAUUUAUGAUCAAUUGUAGAAAAAUAAACAUAUUAAUUAAUUAAUGAUAUUACCGAUAUUAAUCAUUUUAAUUUUUAAUAUUAGAGUUUGAACGCGAAAAAUCAUUUCGCAAAUAAUAGUAUAGAUUAUAAUUUCUGGACUUUUCUAAUAAUAAUUUAGGAGUGUGAAUACUUUAAAUAAAGUAAGACAUAGGGUUAUGAUCACGAACGAUCGUCUGAAGAAUAAUGGACUGACAAGUGUCACGAGUAAUUGACAGUCUCGGCACGGCGAAAGAGACAGCCAGAUAGGUACUUUGACAUUGGAACACAUUUUUAUGGACCCGCCGGAUCUCUUAAAUGCAUCUAAGCCGUCCAUCUCAUAACUAAACCAAACUAACAAAUAACAAUAUAACAAAAAGUUUUGUCAGAAUUAAUAAUGUUUACAUCUACUUAACCGUCUUCAAUAGUAGACUGAAUUAUAGAAUGAACAAUUGGAGCAAAUCUAAUUCUAUAAUAAAGUUACUCUUUUUUAGAGUGAAACAUAGAAUAAAGUUUUGUGUAACCAUUGAAAAUGCUCUUAACCAGCACUUUUUCAUUCACAUAUACUAACAAAAUCUCUAUUUAUCUUAAGUGUUAAUAAAUUCGAAACAUCGAUUCUGAGUGUUACUUGAAUUAGAAUAUAAACAUUUUUGUUAGUGUAUUUACUAUUGUGUCGCUAGUUAAAAACAAAUAUCAUAAAGUCUAUUAUUGAUUUUGUAUUAAUGUUAUCACUGUCUAUAUGAAUUUUAGACGAAAAAAGCAAAGAAAAAUAGUAAAUUGUGGGCUCAUCCCACAUUGAUUUCACCUCAUUCUAAGUCUUUUAUUGUUGUUUUCUUUUUUUUUUCUCGCCUCUUUAAAAAUGUAAAAAAUUUAAGAAAAUAAGAGAAUGAUCUCGGAACCUUCAUGGAAAAUCAAACACCAGCUUUGCAUUAGUUACACAAAGACAAAGCAGCUAUAAAUAGUUAGAUACAAUCACGAGAAGGCAAAACAAAAAUAACCAAAACAGAAAAUAACACAAAGCUCACAAGAUUUAAUCAAUGGCAAACAUCUUCCUCAUCGCUAGUGGAUCGAGAAGAACAAGAAGAGCAAUGAAAUCAAAGAACCCUCAAGAAAAGAGAUCAAAUUCCAUUUCAGACAAUAACUUCUCAUGCAAGAAGCACACGAAACAUAGACAGUCUCCUGGAAUCUGUUCCUUAUGUCUAACUGAAAGGCUCUCUAAGAUAUCUCUAGAGUACUACGGGUACACUAAAAACGUAGCUAAGAAGGAAGCAUCUUGCUGCUCAUCAUCUUCUUCUUCUUCCACGUCGGUGUCAUCUUGUUACUCAUCUUCUUCAGUCUCUUCUUGUUCCUCUCCAUUGCAAUAUCGGUACAGAGAGAAGAAGAAGGAUGGGAAGAAACAUAGCUUUGUCUUCAGAUUAUUGCUCGGAUCUAUCGUAGAUUAGUUCUUUGAUUUAUUUAAGCUUUUUAUACAUACUAGUAAUAUAAUUAUUUUUAUGCAUUCAUUCUUGUCUAGUCAAGAAAUGCAGAGAAUCAGCAAAAUUGCACAAGAUUUUUAUACCUACAAAAUUCUCUCCUUUUUUAAAAUAUUGUUGUAAGCUAAUAACGGAAGUGAAAUUCAUUUUUUUUUCUUUUUAAAUGAUACAUCACAAUUCACAAGUCUCUGGUUGUAACCUAUGUCGGUGGUAAUACUGUAUAUGUUUUGUUUAGUCACGACAUUUUUACUUGUUAAAAUUAAAAUUUCACUAGAUUAUAUUAUCCCAAAUUUUUUAUUUUCGUAUGAUUUUUUUUUUCAUUAUUAUCAAAGUGUACAAACUCGAAUCCAAAGCCGGCAGUUUUACGGACAUACAAACACCAAAAAGGAAACACAGCUCUAAAUUAUUAAUCAAAAAAAGAUUUAUUGACUUUGCCACCAAUUUUAAUAGAUUACUUUUAAUAGUGAGUUUAGAAUUUAUAUAUCUCACGUAGAAUGAAUAAAGAUCAACAUAAACUAAUUCUCGAGAUAUAUGUUCAAAAAAAUUUCUCGAGAUAUAUAGAAAGUUGGUUAUUUUUCAAACGUUUACUACUAAACAAAAAAAGAAACCAUAACAAUUUUCGUAGACAGUGUGAUUCAAUUGUGUUUUUGACAUUCGUGACGAAUCUAGGUCUUUGUCCUGUCUACGAAAUUUGAGCCAUUAUAAACAGUUGAGUGAGCCAGGCCUUAUUGGUCAAUAACGCAUCAAUUUAUCUAGAUAUUUGGGUGCCAUCUUAUGAUAAAAUACGUAGGUAACUAGGUAAAUCUCAGGACAACAGUUGAAAAAGACGAAUAAUUCUUUUGACGUUCCAUUUUUGUAGUGCACAUAUAUGUGAUCUGUAUUAAGAACGUCAACAAAAAAAAGAAUACACAAAGAGAUCCAUGACAUGAUAAGCUGGCGCAUGACUUUUACUCUAGUUGCCAGAAAUAAUGUACGGUAUGAGGACAAAGACGUGUUGUACUUUCAUACCAUAUGAUUCACUUCAUAUUACAUACAGCUGUUCAAAAUUUUAAUUAAGCCGUACCAGUAAUGUUUGUUGCAUGCAAUCAUAAAUAUUUACAGAUAGAUGUGUAUGUGUUCCGCGUCUUGGAACUUAGAAUAUACUAUAUAGACCACCGGUCCCGUGAAACUUCUUUGAACAUUAGUAUAUAUUUUUUAAUUCACCAGCAAUCAUUAAUUCGUUUUAUAGUUAAGCUCAAAUGAAGAACUAUAACCCCCAUAAGACUAUAGUGUCAAUGAUUGACAUUAACAAUCAAGUACGUACAAAUUCAAACAAAAAUAAAUUUGAGCCAACCAAAUACGAUUUUACGGAUAUGCAUAUAUAAUAAGCUAUUUUGAUUUUCUUCAAACAAAUGGAACUCAAAACCGACCUAUACUAGUCUAUUACUAAGACCAGCCUCGUCUAGUCUUGUUUCAGCGUGAUGCGUGAGAUACAUUACUGAUAUGUUUUGAGUUGUUGUUUAAUUCACUUCCUUCAAGAUAUAUCUAUCUUCGACUGAAUGGAGAAAAGAAAAUAUCAUUAACCAUGUGCCGACACAGAUUUCAUGUAAUCCUUUGGUUUUGGUAAGACUAAAGGGUUCUUGGCCUGAGGGCACGUCUGCAUGGAUGUCACAAAUCAUCAUAACAAAAGACUAAAGGCUUGGCCGUGGCUGAAAACUACUCCAAAACUUAGGCGGCGACUCUCAUGCCAAGUAUCAGUCCAUUUACUGGAGGUCUGGAGCUUAAAUUGCAUUGUCGAGGACUAAAAAGAACAAAACAAAGGCUUGUCAAUUUCUAGAAAUGGAUCAUCUCAGAUUUUUUAACACUUUUCACCUUUUAACGAUACAUUGAGCCUUUUUAGGAGAAAUAAAGGAACCACCCUCUUUAAGACAAUGUAUCUCUUCUUCAACUAGUGUAACCUUAUGCCGUGAAACUAGCAAUUUUAUUGAAGACUCCUCUCGUUGUCCUUCGAGUUAUGAUAAAGCUAACCUUGAUUAAUUUGUACUCUCCUUGGUUUUGCGACUUUCAGUAAUCGUUCUCAGAUUCUUGAUGUCUCUUGCUAUUAUGUCUUCUAAGAUGUAGUUCUGCUAUAUAAACUUCCUCUCAUUCCAAAUUUUGUGAAAAUACAACAAAAUCCAUCUUAAUAAUUUUGAAAAUUCCAGAUUCAAAGGAAAAAUAUGUGCAUAUAUGCAUUUGUGCUUAAAGCCGCAUCAUAAAAAUGUAAUAGACUGGAAAAUUAUUCAUAAUUAACCUUGAAUUUAAACUAUAUAUAUAAUAGUGCACUAGUUUUUUUUUUGUUUUUUUGCUAAAAGAUCAAUCAAUAUAGUUAAAGCAGGAUCAUCCUUAUAUUUGGCCUCACAACUCUGUUGAAUAUUACUUUUGUGCCAUUGAAUCUACUUUAAAAGAAAAUUACUUAUACCAUAAAGUGUGUCUUUCUACGCUUACUAGAUAUUUUUUUUGUAACCACCGCUUUGAUCUCAAAAUAAACGGGACCCACUUUUCUGUAUCUAAAAAGUAAAAACUCUCAACAAAGAACACCGGUUAACAGUUACUAAAUAAAAAAUGUUGGUUAGUGCUACACCAACACGUACAAAGAGUUCACGGUUUGAUUCUUAUACGAAUUGAAAGUUCAUAUGGAAGCAGUUGUAAUCAUAUGUAUACGUUUUUGAUUUUCCACAAAAUUAAAACUUAAUAAUUGCUAUAGCUGGAAUAAAUUACGAGAUCAGUAUGACCUCAUAAAAUCUAAAUAUUCAGCCAGCUAUAUAAAUAUAUUUUUUUUUUGGUUUUUCGGUUCCAGAUUAAUGUGUCUAGACCAUAUACUAUUUUAUAUAAAAAUUCAUAAAUAAUUUAUGUAAGUCUAAAAGUAAACCCGCCUUUUGAUUAAAGAAAACAAUAUCUUAAUCUUUCUUCCUACUGAAACCACAGGAUUCUUCAACUCCAACAACUAUCUCUAUGGACCUUUUCAAUUUCUAUUGAUUUUCAAAUUCAUUUUGAUUAAUAUUUAUUGCCUAAUUGACCUUUAAUAAGAUAAGAUCAAUCUACAUUUUUUUUCAAACAAAAUAGUUUCUAUAAUUUGUUAUAUAUUUUUAUUAAAAACCAAAGUAAGUUUACAAAUAUAAUGUGAGCAAUUAUAUAAUUGCUAUAAUUAGAUAACUACUAAGAAAAUAUAAUAUGUUGCAAAUUUUAGAAAUAAAGUUUAUAACUAAUUUGUGAAAUGCCUAUGAUACAAGUGUAUAGUUAUGCAACUAGACAUAUUCAAUAUAGUUAGCAAAAAUUAUAUUAAAUUUAAUUAAUAUUAAAAAUAAAUAUAAAAGUUAAAUUUCUUGAAAUAAUAAAAAAAUAAAACAAAAAAUAUACCCGCCUUUGUCAAAAUCUAGUUUACAAUUAAAUU